Messenger RNA from Juglans regia (Persian walnut), 1281 nucleotides. RefSeq lists its product as uncharacterized. The transcript is spliced from 14 exons. The record is from RefSeq and is a predicted model, not a curated record. NCBI's taxonomy places the organism in Eukaryota, Viridiplantae, Streptophyta, Magnoliopsida, Fagales, Juglandaceae. The coding region runs from base 1 to 1281 and encodes 426 amino acids.
AUGGUGGAGCCUAAGAGGCGGAGAACAAUGAGAUGCACAUUCCUUGCUGCUCUAGUUUUGAUUUGUGCAGCUUUAUUGAUCAUAGGAAGUGCAUUUGCAGUCACAGAAUAUAAAGAGGUAGCAUGCCCAAAAAGGGCAAUUUACAAAUCUGAAGAAAUAAUGAGAGCCUUGUUGGCACAGAGGUUUUCGCCUUGGGGAUGGGUUGAUGCUGUGCAGACUGUUAGAAUCGAAGUGGAUGCUAUGCAGAGUACAAGAUCUAAGAUGUCUGAGACUCAAUGCAAGCACCAAGGAAGUGAACCACUACCUAAGGGAAUCGUUUCCAAGACUUCUGACUUGGAAAUGCGACCACUAGGGGGGCCCCUGGAUAAAAAGUCCUUCACGAACUUGUUGGCCAUUGCAGCUGGCAUAAAGCAAAAGGAAAGUGUGAAUAAAAUUGUAAAGAAGUUUCUGCCAAAUGAUUUCGUCGUGAUGCUUUUCCAUUAUGAUGGCAAUGUGGAUGAUUGGAAAGAUUUAGACUGGAGCAAUCAUGCCAUACAUGUUUCUGCAGUUAAUCAAACUAAGUGGUGGUUUGCCAAGCGUUUCUUACAUCCUGAUAUAGUGUCUAACUAUGCCUACAUCUUCCUCUGGGAUGAAGAUCUUGGAGUUGACCAUUUUCAUGUUGGAAGGUAUCUUAGAAUUAUUAAAGAAGAAGGGCUUGAGAUAUCACAGCCAGCUCUUGAUCCUAGUGUAUCAGAGGUUCAUCAUCAUCUCACAGCAAGAGACAGAACAUCAAAAGUACACAGGAGGAUAUACAAGGUGAUUGGAAGAACACAGUGCAAUGAAAACAGCACAGAUCCACCAUGCACAGGAUGGGUGGAAAUGAUGGCUCCUGUUUUCUCAAAAGCAUCCUGGCAGUGUGCUUGGCAUAUGAUUCAGAAUGAUUUAGUUCAUGCAUGGGGCUUGGAUUUUCAGCUUGGUUACUGUGCACAGGGUGAUCGGUCUAAGAAUAUUGGAAUAGUUGAUUCCGAGUACAUUGUACAUUAUGGUCUUCCUACAUUGGGGGCUUCAGAGUCAAACAAGAAAAUUGUUGGGAGACCUAACCGAGCUUCCCAAAAUAUGAGCGCGCAUGGUGCAGGACAAUUGGCCACAUCAUUGUUGCAUCAAUCUGGUGGUAGAGCUGCGGUGAGGUACAGGUCCUAUGUUGAAUUGGAGAUCUUCAAGAACAGAUGGAAAAAAGCAGUGAAGGAUGAUGAUUGCUGGAGUGAUCCGUAUAAAAAGCCACUGCGGCAAAGCAAAGUCUAA